Molecule: messenger RNA, 2821 nt
Organism: Aplysia californica (California sea hare)
Lineage: Eukaryota; Metazoa; Mollusca; Gastropoda; Aplysiida; Aplysiidae
Product: myophilin
Molecular function (GO): protein binding
Source: RefSeq, a predicted model, not a curated record
GACGAACGCCCGCCCAGCCCUGGCCCCCUCCCUUCUCGUCGACAACACACACAGUCAGACACACACAGUGACAUUCAUACACUCAUACACACUCGGUGGUUGUACUUGUGCAGUGCAUUGCGGCUUCUUCGCUCGAGCAGACGUUGGUCAUCCCUCACCAAACAGGUCUUUCACUUGCAACACUUUUGUGCUCACUUCAACAAAUUCUAAUCAAAAUGGCAGAACACAGAGCAGCAAAAAGCGGAGCCGCCCUCGACGCCCAGAAAAAGACUGGCUAACUGGGUGAAGCCAGGCAGUGUGGGGGCCAACAAGGUGUCCAAGGCUCCCUCCAUGGCCUUCAAGCAGAUGGAGCUGAUCGGCCUCUUCCUCAAGGCCAUUGACAUCAGCGAGGGUGGACUGGUCAAGAAGGCAGAGCUCUUCCAGACUGUCGAUCUGUACGAGAAGGUCAACUUGGUGCAAGUUAUUCUCACCAUCGAGGCUCUUGGACGUGCUUUGCUCACCGAAGGCCGUGAAGGUUUCGGCAAAGCUGAGUCAAAGGGAGAGACCCACCAGUGGACAGAUGAGCAACUUAAGGCUGGCCAGAACAUCAUUGGAUUGCAAAUGGGAUCCAACAAGGGCGCAUCACAGGCCGGUCAGAACUUCGGCAAAACCAGGGCUAUUGUGGAUUAGAUUUUGUAACAUCUUUGUAUUAUCUAAAUGCUGCACGCAUAUAACUGUGGUUCUAGUAACAGAUGUGUUUUAACCACAUCUACAUUUGUUCCUUUAUGAGAAACCGCCUUGUGGAAAAGCUAGUGUGUCGAAAGGAAAAGAAAGCAUUCAUUUGGUGUAUGCAUUUUUUUAAAAACUGUAUGUUAGAUGUCGGUUAUCCGCAGCUAUUGUUAGGAUCAUCAGUGCUUUGCAAAAUUUCCAUUGUCAUCUCUCACUUUACAUUUGUCUACAGACCAAAAGUGUACACACAUGUAUAGGCCAAGCUUGCGUACACUUUCCUAUGCAAGAUGAGUCUAAAAGCUAAGCAUUUUUUAAAUCGUUAUGUUUGAAAGUCUGCCACAGAUGUCGAGGACUUGUUGGGCUCGUAUUGUUUGAAAGUAAGAAGGCAGAAAAUGAAGACAAGGUUAACUAAAUUUCAAAUACUAGUCUUUUCGUCUUUGUGUGUUGGAUUGAAAGUUGAUAGAAUGUGGCUUUCAUGCUUACCAAAGUCAAUGAUUUGUGCAGGGGAGGAGAGGUUUUGUUAUGUUCGAUGUAUCUGGUUUUACAAAAACAAGUUAAUGACUGAUUUCCACAGUUGAAAUUCAUUUUUUUAACUUUGUUGUAUUGUAGCUCCAAGAUUACUCAUGAUUCCAAGAAAUGGGACCAAUUCCGUGAACUUAAGUGUAUUGUAAUUCCAACAUUUCUUAUUCCAAGAAACGGGACGAAUUCCGCUAUGAUUUCUCUUGUGGCUUUGAACAUUCACAUUUUGUUGUGUUUAUUUUCUGAUUUAUAGGAAGCUUUAAUAUUUCGAUCUGGAAGAAGUUUGUGAGGAAAUACAGUACCGUAUUUGUCUCUCUUGGUUUAGUUUGGUCACGGAAAUGACUGUGAUUUAUGUAAUAGUUUUCUCAUAAAAAUCAAACAAUCUUAAUAUAGAAUCAGAUCACUUUCAGUUUGUUAAAAGAUUUGAAAUGUCACUGAAUAGACGAAUUAAUCAUCAUUUUCUCAGGUACUGGUACCAGAUGUAAAGAUUGUCUUGAACAAAGUCAACUAGAGAAACAUCUAGAGCCUUAAAAGUCUACUAAAGAGUGGUUUUUUUAUUAUGAUGACACAAAAUUUCCGAUGAUUUCAUGGUGCUUAAUGUCUGUGGUUUUCGUUAUUUUUAAGUAAAUUUUUUACAAUAUGUUUGCUACUUCUCAUACAGCCUUCACAAUGCCUUUCUUUUUGAUAGCCUUCUUUGUGAUAAGCUUACUGUUUUCUGCAUGUUCACGGGAGUGUUCUGUGGGUUUGUUUUGUUGUUUUACCCAUAGACGACGCGACUAACGGCAUUGUUGUUUCAUGUAGACUUAUGAUGCAUUGUUACUCGGAAAAGAACUCUUUUACUUUUGCAGUGGUAUUGAAAACGUGGGGAAAUGGUGAGUUGUUUCGAUGGUCGCACAUUUUUAAACAUUGUUUUGUUUGAAAUGAAAGUGCCUUUUGAAUUCUUGUGAAAGCCGUUUGAAAAGAAAACUUUAGAAAUGCUCCGUUAAGCUGUUGUAAUGUUUACUUUCAUAUUUGUUUCCAGCAAUCUGAACGUUCAAACCACACCAACUUUGUUUUUCUUGAACUGCUGUACAAUUGUUUGAAAAAUAUUUGACCUAAGAAUCUCUGUAGAUUGCAUAUUAUGCAUUUAUAAGCAAUCUUCUCCACCACUGGAAUAUCAUUUUUGAAUAAGCAAAGCAAUACAUACAUUUUUAAUGCAAUCUCGGCAAUUGUGUGACAACAAUCGUUCAAAAGAAAUUCUCAUUUGUUUUGAAUUUACAUUAUGAGUUUUGGGGUUUUCAACAGCAUCUUUUCAUCCCUCGAAAAGCAGCAUGUGGUGGCAAAUCUCUCUUGCAUAAAUCGCUUUUCUUUAUAUAGGUAUAUAUAUACAUUACCUCAGCACCAUGAUAGACUGGAGAAAACGUUUCUAAAAGAUAUUGUCUUCUCUGUCUUAUGAAAAGAGCUGUUAUGGACUCAGAUUCCUGUUCUAUAUUUUGGGACGAACCAAAUAGUGAUAGGAUUAUGUAAUUUGGAAGCUGUUAUUUUCUUUGGAUAAGCUAUCCAUGCUCUUUUUUUGCAUCAUGAUGUCGAAUAAAAAUGUUAAAAGUCGAACAAA